CCUACACACUCAAUUCUCCACAAUUAACAUAGUUAGGGGCAAAAUCAAACCUGGAGACUCAAGUAGAGGUGUAGGGAAUGAUGAGGGGAAGACAAUGGAAGUGACGAAACGCCGAAAAACUGGCCGGAAAUGCUCGUCGGAGUCUCGCCGGAGUCUCGCCGGUAAUCGCCUCCGGCGACGAAAACGUUGCCCAAACUCGCUCAAAAUCGAGGGAUAGGCCGCUUUGGGUGUAGAAAGAGUGGGUUUGUAGUUGGUUUGGUGAAAAAAAUUACCCAAAGUGGCCGAAAAAAUCGAAAAAAUGUGGGUUUUGCGCGGUUUUCUGGCGAGGGCAGAGGAUUCCGGCGAGUGGUUUUUGUUUGCUGACCACAAUGGCCGUGCAGGCCAUAUAAAUAGGCCGUGCCUCGGCUGCACGGGCAGGGGCGCACGGCCGUGCAAUGCUGGUUUUGGCCCGUGCAGCCGACACGGCCUGGCCGAGGAGAGGCGCACGACCGUGCCGCUGGCACAUAUGGCCGUGCCAUCCUUACCGAGAGCUCGCACGGCCAAGGGGGGAUACCCGCACGGCCAUGCGAGGCAUCAUGGUGCCCGUGCAAGACGCACGGUCAGGCCAGGACGAGCGCACGGCCGUGCAAUAAGCGCUUUUGGCCGUGCGCUUUUGGCCGAGAGCUCGCACGGCCAAGGGGGGUUCCCGCACGGCCGUGCAAGUUGUGGUCCUGGCCGUGCGACUUGUUGGAGUCCCGAAAUCAACCUGUUUUCGCUCAAAAACGACACGUAACUCUGGAUCAACGUCUCAAGACUCAAAAACACACAUAAUUAAAGGAAAAAGAGUAAGAAAAUGCAAACCUCGGU
Molecule: messenger RNA, 846 nt
Organism: Linum trigynum
Lineage: Eukaryota; Viridiplantae; Streptophyta; Magnoliopsida; Malpighiales; Linaceae
Source: the annotation of a GenBank genome assembly